UCAGUUCACUCGAUCACGCUUCAGUGUAUUUUUCGUUUUUAAAAAAUUAUCAUUAUGAAUUUUAUAAAUUCAAAACCAUUACAAACUCGUAAUUAUACAGUUUCUAUUAUAUUUUUAUUUCUAAUUAUUGAAGUUGUGAAUAGUGAAAUUAACUACAGAAAAAGCAGUCAAAUCAUUCAAGAAACACAUGGUAAUUUCGAUGAAGCGAUAAAAAAAGAUUGUAGCAAAUCAUAUAAUUUCACGUGUUUCAAACUUGAUAUCGUAUCGUUUGUUGAUAAAAUAUCUGAGGAAAAAUAUCUGGGUGUACUUCCUGGUGUCUUGGUUGUCAAAGAAAAUAUAUCUAGUGAAUCAUCCUCGUCUGAUGUGGUUGCUAAUCUAGCAAGAAGUUUUCCAAAUGACAUGGACAAAAGAUUAGAUGCUUUUAUUUUGCAUAAAAUUGGCACUUAUCUAAGUACCCAUUCGAUAUCAAUAAAAUUAUUUGACGAAAAAACAUUCGAAGCUGCUAGAAAUUUAAAUAAUGAUUUAUCAGGUCAUUUUGGAUUAUACGGAAAUUCAAAUACUGAAAGUGGUCGUAAAAAAGACAAAAAUGGAUAUGGAGGAACUUUGAUGGCUGGGCUCAUGAUGAUGAAAGGUACUUUGGGUGCUAUUAGUUUCGGUGCACUUGCAAUGCUUGCUGGAAAAGCUCUUAUGACUGGUUUGAUGGCAUUGAUGUUGUCAGCUAUUGUCGGACUUAAAACAUUAACAGGCGGAGCAGAAAAAAAAACGACUUAUGAAAUUGUAAGCAAGCCAGUUUACACAGCUCCUCAUACAUACAGCACCGAAGAAGUUCAUCCAACACCUCCUCACUCGGGAUAUGGAAGAUCAUUGGAAAAUACUAAUCCAAAUAUUGAAGAAGCCAUUCGCAAAUAUGGAAAUGUCAGAGAUCGUAGAUCUAUUUGAUAACUGAAAAUAACGCCUCGUUUGUUCACUCAGUAAGGCGUCAGAAUUCGUAUAUAUUUAUUUAUUGUUUUUUUUUAACCUAGUUUAUUCUAUUAUUGCAUAAAAAAGUGAUCGAGAUAAUAUUUACAAAGCACAUUAUUCCACUGAAAAAAAGAGUGGAAUCGAUCCUGCUGUAUCUCGAUAAUCAAGCAAUACUGACAUCAUAUGCAAGUUUUUCUUCUACUCAAGGAAAUUCAUACGAAACACUAUUAAUGUUUAUAAUCAUAUUCUUUUCCCCGAAGAAAAAAAAUAAAUUUCACUGCUCGGAGCAUCUUAUCGAUAAUAAAAAAAACCUAUAAAA
Molecule: messenger RNA, 1279 nt
Organism: Aphidius gifuensis
Lineage: Eukaryota; Metazoa; Arthropoda; Insecta; Hymenoptera; Braconidae
Gene: Osi16
Exons: 2
Coding region: 55-939 (294 amino acids)
Source: RefSeq, a predicted model, not a curated record